AUGUUGAAGAAAGCCAUUCUUAUUGGCCUCCUGGCUGCUGUUGUGUAUUUUGUGGGUACGAAAGUCAAGAUGUUGGGUUUUCAUCUACAUUACUACAAGCAUCACCCAGGAACGUGCAGAGUCAUUGAGACUGCUGGCCCCGGUUCUGAGGACUUCCAUGUGACGUCAGCGGGUCUUGCGUUCAUAACAUCCGGUCUUGCAUUCUCGUCUGCACCCCCUAGUUUCCUCGAAUUCCACAAGAAAAACAACAUCAAGGGGCGCAUACUCAUCUAUAACUUCAAGAACCCGAAAAAGGGCUUGGUGGAACUGAAAAUCAAGCCCAGCGAAACUCUGGAUCUAGCAAAGUUCAAACCCCAUGGGAUCAGCGUGCUGGAAGACAAAGCGAAAGGAGAACACCUUGUCUACGUUGUGAACCACCCCAUUCCCGAACCGGACGCUGUCGAAAAGUUCCGAUUUAAUCCGAAGACGAACGAGCUGGUUCAUCUCAAGUCAAUUACGAGUAAUGUAAUGACGACUACAAACGAUCUUGCAGUUGGGGAGGAGGAUAAGUUCUACAUUACCAACUUCAACUAUUUUAAUAACUAUUUUUUGACUGUUGUUGAGGGUCUGUUUCAGCUGCCUUUAGGAGGAGUUCUCUACUACAACGGCACGGGCUUUACGCAGGUGACCCGACGCCUUGCGAAGCCCAACGGCGUGUUUCUGUCGAAAGAUCUCAGGUAA
Molecule: messenger RNA, 720 nt
Organism: Aplysia californica (California sea hare)
Lineage: Eukaryota; Metazoa; Mollusca; Gastropoda; Aplysiida; Aplysiidae
Product: serum paraoxonase/lactonase 3-like
Exons: 2
Coding region: 1-720 (239 amino acids)
Molecular function (GO): arylesterase activity
Source: RefSeq, a predicted model, not a curated record